Messenger RNA from Melanotaenia boesemani (Boeseman's rainbowfish), 1799 nucleotides. Its product is annotated as zinc finger protein 385D-like. NCBI's taxonomy places the organism in Eukaryota, Metazoa, Chordata, Actinopteri, Atheriniformes, Melanotaeniidae. The record is from RefSeq and is a predicted model, not a curated record. Gene Ontology annotation, cellular component: nucleus. The coding region runs from base 232 to 1401 and encodes 389 amino acids. The transcript has 8 exons. Gene Ontology annotation, molecular function: nucleic acid binding; zinc ion binding.
UUCAGGCGCAGAUUUAGGCAGGAAUCGUGAGGAGAUGAGAAAGAAGAAGAGGAGGAGGAGGAGCAGUGGGCAGUUGGUAGAAGGAGGAGGGAAUCCAGAUGGAAAGGAGCAGCCCGCGGCUCCGCUGCAGAGAGAAGGAGAAACCCGAGGAGAAGAUGCGGGGAGCCUCAUCUUUGAAAUGAAAACCACUUUCAUCAAACGCUCAACAAUCGGAUUUCACUGAUUGUCGCCAUGUAUUUUGGUAAUGUUUGUCACAGUGCUCUGCCACCUCUGGCUCGUCCCAUGCUGGGCAGGACCCAGCCCUCCCCUGACCUGAAAGCCCUCCUGCCCUUCCACCUGCUGCCUGGCUUCUCAGACAUGGAUCACAUCCACAAAGCUCUGUUUAGCCCUGGUUUCGGGCUAACCUCCCCCUUGAAGAGGAAGGCCAGUUCCUGUGGUGUCUGUCGCCUUAGAUUCAACUCUGAGGCUCAAGCCUCUUCCCAUUAUAGUGGCACAAAACAUGCAAAAAGGCUGAAAGCUCUGGAUGCCCCAGAUUCAAAGAUCAGGACCCCUGAACCAGUCGCUAAGGAAACCACAUCGCAAAUCCUCUUGGCACCCUGUUUGCAGCCCUCCAACUCUGACAUAACAUCAGAAGAGUCAUCAGUCCCAGACCCAACCUCAGAAACAGCGCCAUCAAGCAGUGAAAUUUUUAUCGAGUCUUCUGACCACUCCUUGCCAGCCAGUCCAAGAACAACAGAGAAAGAGACACAGAAAGAUGCAGUGGUAGAGGUUCCUGAGGAGGAGACAGAAGAAGAGAAAGCCAUACGUCUUCUUUACUGCUCCCUCUGCAAGGUGGCUGUCAACUCAGCCUCUCAGCUGCAGGCCCACAACAGCGGUACUAAGCACAAAACCAUGCUUGAGGCCAGAAGUGGCGAUGGGGCCAUAAAGUCAUUCCCGCGGAUGGGAGUCAAAGCCAAGAUGGCCACUCCGUCUGAAUUGUCUACUGGACUCCAGAAUAAAACUUUCCAUUGUGAAAUCUGCGAUGUGCACGUCAACUCAGAGACUCAGCUCAAACAGCACAUCAGCAGCAGGAGGCACAAGGAUAGAGCAGCAGGUAAACCAGCCAAGCCGAAGUUCAGCCCCUACACUCCCACCCAGCGCCACCAGAGUCUGCAGGCGAUAAGGCUGAGUCUACGGAAGAACCAAGACCUGAACAAACCUCUGGCCUCCUGUCUCAUGCAGCGUCAACUCUCCGUUGCUGCCGCUGCUGCCAUGGCAUCGAUGCCCCCUUUCCCUCUCCAGCCAGCCACAAACUCUAGCCCUGCCCUGUUUCACAGUCAGCCCCUCCCCCAGGCGCUGCUUCAUCCAGCCCCCGGACCCAUCUGUUCAACACACACAUCGGUCUUGUUUUCCCCGUACUGACACUGUUGAUGACUCAGUCAGUUCAGAACUACAGCGAAGCAGACGUGAGACCUGAUCAAGAUGUGAAAUAAAACAGCACUCCCUGUUCUCCACAGCAUCAACAGUCUGUCACCAACCAGAUUUGAAGAGCUGGGACCAAAACCGUAAGACAGAUUACAGUGAAGAAAUAUAAAGCAGCAAAUGAGAGAAAGCAGAGUAUUUUCAGGUGUGAGGGUGACUUUGUACAGGUGCAUGCACAGAUGUAGCUGUCACAGAAGUGCAGCGUUCCCCAUUUCUAUUGUAUAGAAUGGUGUUCUUCUGUCAUGGCUAUAACUGUGUUUGCAUAUAGAGUGGUUUGCAAAACUAUGGGCACCCUGGUCAAACUGAUUUUAUUGUGAAUAAAAUAUUAUUUUCUCAAA